CCUAAGAGACCGUCCAGAGGAGACCGUCCAGAGGAGACUGUCCUGAAGAGACCGUCCAGAGGAGACUGUCCUGAAGAGACCGUCCUGAGGAGCUUCAGACAUGUUGGGCGGAGAUCUGGUGGCGGUGUGGGACGUGGCGCUGAGCGACGGUGUUUAUAGGAUCGAGUUCGCUCAUGGCACUACCACAGGGAAACGCAUCGUGUACAUCAACGGACAGGAAGUCAUCAGGAAGGACUGGCUGUUUAAGCUGGUGGGGAAGGAAACCUUCACAGUGGGGAGCUCCAACACCAAAGCCACCAUAAACAUCGAGGCGGUCAGCGGCUUCGCCUACGAGUACACGCUGGAGGUCGACGGCAAGAGUCUGCAGAAGUUCAUUGACAACAGAGCCAAGACGUCCAAGACCUGGCUGCUCAAGGUGGACGGAGACGACUGUCGAGUCGUCCUGGAAAAGGACACGAUGGACGUUUGGUGCAACGGACAGAAAAUGGACACAAUGGGAGAGUUUGUGGACGACGGCACAGAGACGCACUUCAUGUUGGGGGAACACGAGUGCUGCAUCAAGGCGGCGAGCGGUGGGAAGAAGAAGAGCGGCAUUGUGCACUAUUUACUGCUGGACGGAGAGAAAAUACCAGCGACGACACAAUGAGGCUGAAGGAACGCUGCUCAGUUUCAAAGAGACUCUGUCAACGAGGUAUUUGUACCCAAACUACAAACACCACCAGGCAGUACUACAAAUACCACCAUGCAGUGCUACGAUGCUCCGCUGGAACAGGAAGUGUUCUCUUUUUCAUUUCAUUAUU
Messenger RNA from Epinephelus fuscoguttatus (brown-marbled grouper), 800 nucleotides. RefSeq names its product Fas apoptotic inhibitory molecule b (gene faimb). Bases 101 to 646 code for a protein of 181 amino acids. The record is from RefSeq and is a predicted model, not a curated record. The transcript has 4 exons. Gene Ontology annotation, biological process: canonical NF-kappaB signal transduction; positive regulation of neurogenesis; negative regulation of extrinsic apoptotic signaling pathway via death domain receptors. NCBI's taxonomy places the organism in Eukaryota, Metazoa, Chordata, Actinopteri, Perciformes, Serranidae.